Messenger RNA from Cylicocyclus nassatus, 522 nucleotides. Lineage: Eukaryota; Metazoa; Nematoda; Chromadorea; Rhabditida; Strongylidae. The record is from the annotation of a GenBank genome assembly.
AUGUCAUGUCGGCAAUUUUCGAACAACGCAGAAGUGCAAUUCAUCGAAUUGACUGUCACCACCGACUGCUACAAUGAUGAGGAAUCAUUGAAAUCACUGAAGUUAAAUAAUUAUGGAAUACUGAUUGUGAAUACGAAAUCAUCUUUGAUGGGACACGAACACAAUUUCCACACUACAACUUUUGUGGACUUCAACAACCAGAAAUGGCCAAAGUCCAAGGAGUAUCAAGCCUUUUUCACUGUUGGAAGCGGUGCGGGACAUGAUACCGUACCAACCAGUCCUGCACCGCCUCCUUCCGAAAGCACCCAGUCACCACUAAAUGACGCUCUGGAUAUAUAUUUCAGCAUUCCGUCGGCCGAAGAAGUGCAAGAUUCUAGCGCUUACAUCAGUCCACUUGAUGAACGUCAUACAAGGUUGGAGAACAGAGUUGCCAAGCUUUUAGAGAUUGUUCAAGAUAUCGCGCACCGUCAAAAACAGUUUGGCGAACAGCAGAAAGCUGACGAUAGAAUCGCAAAAAGCUAG